GUGCAGGGUGCGGAUAUAAUGAUUUAAAGGUUUUCAAUAAUAUUGACGUUAAGUUGGAGGAACGCUGUGAAGGAGUUAGUGAACAAGUGCGGUGUUAGUGAAUAAUGUGAGAGAGGCGGUGGUGGGUGAGAGGUAGGAAGGUGGUGGCCCCCCCCCCCUACUGCCACGGUUAGUGCCACUCACUGAGAGGCAGCAACAUGCCCUCAGUGACCCCUCUGGAGUCGGGACUCCUGCCGGGCUCUCCUCCCCCGCCCGUAAGUCCCGCCACCUCCAUGGAUCUAAGCGGGUCGCUCGGGGACGUAACCCUCACCUCACAGUGUUCCGUCGAGUCUCUGGGUUCCCUGGACAGCGGCCACAGCUCCUCUGCUGAGAAUGGUGGCACAGAGAGCCAGGCAGGCAGCCCCGCCCCGGGCUCCAGCAGUCCUACGCCUGUCAACAACACGCGGCCGUCCACUACCACCAGCCCCACGCCCGGGAGCCCUCGGGUCUGCGGUAAACAGCCCGUCUACAGCCCCAGUAUCAGUGUGUCCUCCAUGGGCUGCCAGCACCGUCCAGUCUCCAGGAUCGGGAGAUCCUUGUCUAACACGUCCACUACUUCCAUCAAUUCCGAUGUAUCCAUAACUUCCAAUGAAACUAUCAGCUCGAAUGCUACGCUCAACUCUGUCGCCUCCGACAACACGACAGCGACCUCCACCUCCACCAGUUCCACAACCAUCGUUACGCCCAUCAAAUCCAAGGCAGAGUUAGACGCCUACAUUGACCAUCUGGACUCUCUGUGGUCCCAGGAGGACGAGUGGAUCAUGAUAUUUGAUAACCUUAUUAAAAACACGGAGGCGUCGACCAGGAGCCGGAGACACACCCACAGCCACUACCACAAGAACGGCACUACCAGCUACCACUCCUCGCCCUACACCUCCCCCUACAAGACAGGCAAAGCUGAGGAUGAGGUGGACAGAUCAAGUCGUUCCCUGCCCCGUCGCCCACUUGCUCUUCGCAAGAAGGUCAAAUCGGGGGGCAGCAAAUCACGAGCCAGCAGUGCCCCACCUGUCAGAAGAUCCGUCCUGGGUGCUGCUCUCCCACCUAAAAGUGCUGGAGCAGGGGAGAGUGGUGGUAGUGGUGGUGGGGGCCCACGGACAACAAUCAAGAGAGUACCAUCCAUCACUCGAGGGAGAAUAGGCUCUUCUUCCUCAAAUACAGCUGCUGCUGGAGCUGUUGAUGAAGCAUCUUUCUUUGCCUUAUUUGAGGAUACUCCAAAGGUCACCAUAUAUUCUACUCGGGAAUUAGAAGAUACGCUAACUAAAAUUCGAGAGGUCAUCUCUAGCGCCAACAAUGACUGGGACAAGAGAGUAGAAGCUCUGAAGAAAUUACGAAGCACGUUGAUUGCUGGUGCCCCUAGCUAUGAAGAAUUCUAUCCCCACCUUCGCCUUCUAGAACCUGCUAUGCAGUUGUCCAUCAAAGAUCUCAGGUCACAGGUGGUGCGUGAGGCGUGUGUCACUGUGGCAUACAUGUCUCAGGAGCUCCAUCAUAAAGUUGAUCAUUUGUGUGAAACUCUCCUACCAAGCCUUAUUAAUUUAAUACCCAAUAGUGCUAAGGUGAUGGCAUCAUCUGGUAUCGUAACAAUUCGAUUUAUCAUACAAAACACUCACCACCAUAAAUUAAUUCCAAUCCUCUUACGAGAGUUGACUAGCAAGAACAGAGAAAUCCGAAAAGUGCUGUGCGAAGUUUUAGAUCAACUUGUACAUACGUGGCCCACACAUUCUAUGGAGAAGCAUGUUGCCAUUCUUGCCGAAAACAUAAAGAGAGGAAUAACAGAUGCAGACCCAGAAGCUCGAGCAUUCUCUAGAAAAGCAUAUUGGGGCUUCGCUGAUCAUUUUAAAGAUGAGGCAGACAAAUUGUUGAAUUCCUUAGAUCCAAGCUACAAGAAAAUGCUGCAGGGUGAGAUAAGCAUGUCUAACUCCUCCUCUUCACAGUCACUGCACAACUCUCACAAUAAGUCAGCUGGUACACGUUCUGGAUGGUCACGCUCUUCGUCAACAACUGGAAGCACAGAGAACCUUGCAGCACUAACAUCAAGGAUGUCCCUGAGUACCACUCGCCGAUCUGCUAUUCCCACCCCUGCCUCUCAUCGCUCACAAGAUUCCCCAGAUUCCCCUACCCCCUCCCUUACUCCAACAAACAACUUUCGGUCCAACAGUGCCAUUGAUCUGCAAGCUGCCAGGCGUGCACAAGCUCGUUCACAAUAUGCCCAAACCCAGAGACUCAAGGUGGGCUCUGGAGCAUCACUACGAACUGAAGGAGAGGACAAAGCACGUCCAAGAAAAACGUCCGAACAUCCGCCCAUCAGCUCCAUUACAUCUCCUGAUCGUAUGGGAAGAUCCAGAAGCCGAGGUGGUGUCUCACAGUCCCAACCUGGCAGUAGAAGUGGCUCACCAUCAUCACGGCUUAGUUAUGCUACAUACUCUUCGCCUGGAGACUCGGGCACCUUAGGGCGUUCUCGCCGCAGAAGUGGUAUUCCACGUUCUACUGGUACUUCACGCGAACCAUCACCUAACCGUUACAGUGGAUUAAGUGGCAUAUCACCUUCUAAAUCACGUUCAAGAUCAAUUUCGGGUGCAUCAGAAAUGCCUCCCCAGGUGCCAGGAAAAUCAAGACAAGUGAUGGCUCAGAAAAUCUUGCAGCAAAGCCGUGAAGCAGAGAGUGCGUUAGCAGAUGCUCUAGUUAGUCUACCACCUGGAGGAGUCCUUGUGAGUACCAGUCCGUGGUACAUGAGUCUGCAUCGAUCUCCAAACAGAAAGAUGUACGCAAAAGCCUUUGAGGACCAGUCUGACAAUGACAGUGAAACAUCCAGCGUCUGUUCUGAGCGUUCUUAUGAUUCCUGCAGGAGAAACGAUCUAUUCUGGUACGGAUCACAGCAACGUAUACUCAAAGAAGUGUGGGAGCCAACAGCAAAGAUGCAGGACGUUAGCGAUAUCAUCUUAAAUUGCGCAUCAACUCAUUGGGGUGAUCGGAAAGAAGGCCUGAUGGCUUUGCAAGCAUUCCUACGUGGCUCUCACAUGCUUACGGGAUCAGAACUGAAACGUGUCACCGAAAUCUUCACCAAAAUGUUUAUGGAUGCACAUACCAAAGUCUUUACCUUAUUUCUUGAUACUCUGAUGGAGUUGAUCAUGGUGCACAAGGCAGAUCUUGGGGAUUGGCUCUAUGUUUUGCUUACACGUUUGCUUAACAAAUUGGGCUCUGAUCUUCUAGGGUCGGUGCAGACCAAAAUUCACAGAACUUUAGACUUAGUGAGAGACUCAUUCCCAUGCGACCAACAGUUCAUUGUUAUUAUGAGAUUUCUUGUUGAUCAAACCCAGACACCAAAUUCUAAAGUGAAAGUGGCAACUCUCACAUAUCUCAAGUGUUUAGUGGAUGUAAUGGAGCGAGGAGACCUAACUGCGUCUCCUGAUACUCCUAUGGCCUUAGCUAAAAUUUUAACUUGGACGGCAGACCAGAAAUUCCUUGAUAUCAGAAGAGCAGCUUCAGCAGCUUUCAUUGCAAUGUUUAACUGCAACAUCACAGAAUUUACAGCACUACUACAGCAACUUCCUCCAGCCUGCCAGAGCACUGCAUCACAAAUCAUUCAAAGUCAUUUAAAAAGAGCCUCCAGCCUUGAUGCUUCACCCUCGUCUUUACCCCCACGCACUCCACCAAGCUCAGGAGGAACUCCUGUCCUGCAGAGCCCGAAUACCUCUCUCCCGCGAUCGCAUCGACCAUCACGAUAUAAUACUAUUGAUUUUGAUGACACAGAAAAUCUUAAUCCAGAAGAAGUAUACAGGAGUUUGAAACGCACAACAGCAGAGAUCCAAAAUUAUAGCUUCGACCUUGAGAGUUUAGAAAAACAUAGAGAUUCUACAUCACAGGAUUCAGGGAUAAGCCAGUUGUCAGCCGGUGGUGGUGACAUUCGAAAUAUUGAUGCAAUGGAUGAUAAACAUUCUGAGGAUACUAAUGGCAUUCUUUCGGGAAGAUCCUCAAGUGUAUCAUCUCCUACACACCGUCAGCUCUCCAUGAUGUCAGAUUCCUCAAGAAAUGGCUUGGAUACACUCACUGAUGAUGAUUUGGGUAGAGGGGAUGGACAAGAAAGUGAUGCUGAAAUAAUGUCAGGGGUUGUAGCAGAGCUUGGCAAUGCAGAUGAAGGUCGGUCUGCUGAGAAACGUAGUGCCCUGACUAGCCUUAUAAGAUUGGCACGCACUGGGUCUACUCUUGUAUGGAAUGAAAAUUUUCGUGCUGUCUUGCGGCUGUUGUUAGAGUGUCUCACGUGCGAUGAUGGUGGUCAGCGAGCCCUGGUGCUAGCAGUACUCACUGAAAUGAUGCGGAGAAGUCCAUUAGUUCAUCACUUCCUUAGUUUUUCUGAGCUAAUCAUUCUUAGAGUACUUAAUGCACAUGCUGAUAAAGAAAAGGAAGUGCUCCGGGCAGCUUCUGUUUGUGCCGGUACUGUAGCAGAGAUACUCCCUCCUGAAGUGGUGAUUCGUGUCUUGAAACCUCUGAUACAAAUGGGGGAAUACCCAGUCAAUCAAGCAGCCAUUAAAAUGCUCAAUAAGCUGGUUGAGGCUCACCAACCAUCUAUCGUGGCUGCAGCUAUGCCAGAAAUCAUGCCUGGGUUAAUUAAGCUGGCAUACGACAACAAAGAAUCCUGUGUUCGCAAGGCAUCUGUGUUUUGCAUGGUAGCUCUUCACAAUGCAGUUGGUGAGGAAGCCAUGCGGCCGCAUCUUGAAACUCUUACUGGUUCCAAGUUAAAACUUCUAAAUUUGUAUAUCAAGCGUGCAGAGACACAAAGUUCUGGAGCAUCUUCUCCAAAGUCUGAGCCUCCUAUGUAAUAUAUUAGAAAAAAAAGAGGAGGUUGUGAUUUAGUGAGAUGGAUGUGCAUAAGUUCGGUCUUAAAAGUACAGUUAAAUGAUCCGAGUAUCACAAGACCGUCAUUCAUAGAUAUACUGAAAAAAGAGCAAGGGUUGGGGAAAAAAUUGUGAGGUAAAUUUACAGUUAAUUGAUUUAUCCUAAGUGUAGGGAAUAAAAUGAGCCAAAUAGUGAACAACUUUAAAUACAGAAUAGUGUAAACAGUCUUUUUAUUAAAAAUAAACUAAUGCAGUUCAUGGUAAGUGUGGCACAAAAUGUUAAGAGUUUAACUUUUUAGUUUUGAAAUGUGAAAUUUAUAUUGAAAUCUCAAAAAGAGAAUAUGCUAUGUAAAAUUAUGAAUUUUUCAUUGCAAUGUUUGUAAGGAAGAAAGUUCCCAUACGUGUAAAGAAUGUGGUGCCAGGUGGUUCUACCAUAGUUUUAUUAUUAGUUUUUACUGACCUAUUUGCUUACUUGGCAAUCUUUGUGUGAUAGAUUACUUUGUGAUUACUGAUAAAAUAGAUAUGGCUUUUUCUGGCAAAGUGAAAAUAUUAUAAACCAGUUCUAGGAUGUUAAGGAGCAGCCUUUGAGCAAUCUUGAUGCAUAUGUGCCAUUAGGGGUGCAGUUCAUGUUAACUAAAGGAGAUUACACUAUUACUGCCUAUCUUCAUUUUCUCCUGCAUGGUGUACUCUGUUAUAAGAACCCGAAGAUGGAUUUUCAUUGCCAGUGGAUAUGAUACAAUUAUUAACAAUAGUGUAAUUUGAUAUUAGGGGCUGGGAGCUAGUCAUUUGUGCUUGAAAGUGACAUCAUGAUAAUCUUGUAUGCCUUUUCUUAAUUGUAACCCCCUUUAGCUGACAUAAUGAUACUAAUGUAAUCGGUUUUUACUGGUCUGUGACUAUACAGUUGCUCUAAAUCAUGUUUGAUGGUCGACUUGGGUCUGAACAAAGCUGACUGUAAUGCCUGGCCUAAACGAUUAUCUGUUGCAAUAGUUAUGACUGAACAGUGGUUUGGGGCUAGUAUAUAUAGAUAGAUGUCUGGGGGCCCACCAUUCCAGUUUCCUGUGUGCCUGAUGUGGCUUGACAUGAAUGCUGGCUUGCCUUGGGCUGAGCUUAUGGUGGAAUGUGUGAUAGCGCAGUGUUUGUAAUAUAAUUCAUGUACAUAAUUUUUUUUCCCUCUAUGGUCAAGGAUUCUAAAUCUUGUAAUGCUAAUUUUUUUUUAAUGUAUCAAAUAUGCUACUUAACACCCACCAUCUCUAUUGAUCAAAUGAUUGUUAGGGAUCAUGAAUUUCUUUUUAAGUUCAUAAGAAAUUCACAUUUUACUUUAAUUAUGAUCAGCAAUUUUGAGCUGCAGGAUGUUUGUUCCUCCAAGGCACAAAUUCAUUCACAAUAGGGGAUUUGAGCUAAACCGAGCACUACACUGAAUAUUUACUCUAUACUACAAGCAUGAGCUAUAACUAACCUAUAUUCCGUUUGGUAUGUUGAUAAAGACUAAAACACACAAUGAACAUGAGUUUGAAAUUGGAUGACUACAAAUUAUUUUGUAAAGGUAUUAAUCAUAGAUGUGAGGUAAUAUAUUAUUUUUCAUACCAGGCUACUGAUGCCCCACUAUUCUAUAAAUCUUCAACAAAGUUUAAAUUUGUACCCAUUUUGGUACCUACUCAAAGUGAAUUGAAUAGGUUCUCAAGUACCUAUUUUUUUGUAACAUUGACUUAUACUCUUUUUGUACAGUAUUCUAAUUUUACUUGAGCUAAAACGUUUGCUACUUUCACAGACUAAAUGUGGUUUUUAACUGUUUAGUUGUAAAUUAAAGGUUAUAGGAAUGAUAGUUGGAAUAGCUUGCUAUUGCCAAAAUGUUUUGGGGCAGCCAAGCUGUUUCCUCCUCCUCCAUAUAGCAGAGCAUGUUACUUUGACAGGAAAGGCUGUUUUAGCCUUGGUAUUGUAUUAAGGUUUGGUAUAUAUUGUCUAUUUUGCCCAUUUAAAGCCAGGGUAAUUAGUUCAAAUUAAAGCUUUGAAAUAAGAAAAAAAUAUAACUUUUUGUUUGAGUGCUGCUCCUCUUAUAUUGUGCAUAAUUUUUUGUGUUAUUUAUUGAAACAAAGCUUUAAUUGAGGCCUUCCAUCUGUGGCUCAGGACUGCUGGUUUAGUCCUAUUUUUCAUUCAUAUUAAAGCUGUAUAUAAGGAUUUAUGUGCCAAUGAGUUCUCUUUUUCUAUAAUUGUGAUACUGUAGCUAUUUUUGUUGGAGUGUGAUGUGUAAAGUUGUCAGAAAGCACCAAGUAAUCCAAAAGUCAUAAACCUGUCUUUCAUUGGUUGCAUAAAUGGUAGUUUAUGCAUUAACAUGAUUAGUGAGAAAAUGUAUGACUUGAAGAUAUAGUAAUUAUAUUGACAGAUCAUUUUGGAAAAAAAAGCUUUUUUUACUAAUAUUGGCAUACUAAUGUUAUAUUGCAAUGUACUGCCAGAUUUAUUGCAACCAAUAGUUUAUACUGACCUCUAAAAUGAAAUCAUGCAUAAGGCUUACUAAUUUAAUACAGCAACAAUAGACAACCAAUUUUUAAGGUGUGGCUAUUAAAAAGGCAUUAAAUUUUUUGGUCAGUAACUAAGAUUUGAGAUGGUUAUCAUUGAUGAUAUUAAAAAUUUACCUUAUAAUGCAGUUUCUCUUAAUUAAAUCCUAUAUUUAUAAACACAGUAACUCAUGUGUCUAAAACUAAUUUACCCAUUUUUAAGUUCAACCUUCCUUUAGGUUUUUGUAUGUACAAAUAUUUCAUUUAGUUAGUGUCUAAUGUCUCAAAAUAUCUGCAUGGUAAGGUACAUAAUUUUCAUCAUCACAUGUAAGAAAGUGCUUUGUUGAAAAACACACAACAAAUAUCGGUUGAUUUUAAAUGUGUAUUGCAGGAAGUGUGAGCUUAAUGAAAACAAGUAAGUUUGAAAAUUGUGGCUGGUGUCAUGCUAAGUUAGUAGUAUAGGUGUGAGGGAUGCUGGCUGCCCCAAGUGACUCCUUUGCACAUUCAUUAUCCUAAUAAAUCUCAUUAUAGUA
Procambarus clarkii (red swamp crayfish) is the source of this 7893-nucleotide messenger RNA. Lineage: Eukaryota; Metazoa; Arthropoda; Malacostraca; Decapoda; Cambaridae. The record is from RefSeq and is a predicted model, not a curated record.